UAUUUACCUUUUAUUCUUUUUGUGUUAAUUUUGCGUAUUUAGUGAGUACGUGCUUAAUUGGAAGGAAUAAAUGAUGUUUGCUAAUACAAAAAGACUUAUUGUUACAGUAAAUCGACUGGGUGCAAAAAACCCAUUGUGCUAUCGAAAGGAGUUAAAUGAUAAUUAUAAUCUUUCAGUUUUGAACAAACUGCAUAUAACUAAUGCGCGUUCGUAUAGUGCACGCAUUGCUAUAUUACCGCUACCUAAAAACAUCGAUCCAGCCGAAACAACACGCUUUUCACCAAAUCGUACACGGGACAUCUCUGGUCCCGUGAUUUUAUCUCAACGAUCGCAAUCAGUUUUAUCCAAGAUAACCACAGACAACUCGAUGCCUACAACGAAUGAUCCUCAUUUACAAUCGUAUGAUUGCUUUAAUGCCGCAAGUCUCAAUGCAGUUAUGCAAAGCAAUGUACCCAAUCCAUAUGGUGGAAUGCACAAGUUUACGCAUUUGAAUAUGCCUGGUGGGCAGUGGUCACAGGAGGGAAAAUUCAUGUCCAGCAACUUACAUAGUUCUCACUACACUAAUUUACGUGAAGACGUUCGUUCAAGCUGGGUGAAGUAUGACCAGGAUUAUAAUAUUAAUAAAAAAGAGUACGCAACUACAGCAACUACAAGCGUGUCGCUUUUAAAGCAUAAUCUAACAACAGCGGAUAGUCUGGAAAAACGUCAUUACUGUACAAAAGUGGAAGGCGACAAACAACCAACGGCGCUGAGCAAAAAGGAGCAGCUGAAAAAAGCAUUUAAAGAUUAUGGAUCUACGGUAAUAGUAUUUCAUGUGGCUAUCUCGUUGGCAUCGCUUGGAGCAUGCUAUUUGCUAGUUUCAGGAGGAAUAGAUAUUGUACCGAUUCUGGAACGCCUUGGUUUAGCUUCGUCGACGUUAUCGACUAAAGUAACUACUGGUGCUAGCACUUUUGUUAUUGCAUAUGCCAUACACAAAGUAUUCGCGCCAGUACGCAUAAGCAUAACAUUAGGUGCCACACCAUUUAUCGUACGAUUCAUGCGAUCCAAGGGUUAUAUAAAACCACCAAAAAUAUAAAUUUUAAAUGAAAUUAUUU
Rhagoletis pomonella (apple maggot) is the source of this 1094-nucleotide messenger RNA. RefSeq lists its product as uncharacterized. The transcript is spliced from 4 exons. The coding region runs from base 71 to 1075 and encodes 334 amino acids. Gene Ontology annotation, cellular component: mitochondrion. NCBI's taxonomy places the organism in Eukaryota, Metazoa, Arthropoda, Insecta, Diptera, Tephritidae. The record is from RefSeq and is a predicted model, not a curated record.